AGUAUGCCCCGCCCCCUCCCGUAUGCGCGGUGACGUAGUGCGCGCCAGUAGAAGGCGAUUGUCGGUGAGAACUGACGGAGCAGCAGCACCGGACACAGAGGCAGGACCAGGUGACCAGAUAAUAGGUAUUAGAUGCAGGCCAGUCUGGAGACGCAGAAAAUGGGGAAGAAGCAGAAUGGAAAGGGCAAGAAAGUUGAAGAGGCAGAACCUGAAGAGUUUGUUGUAGAAAAGGUUCUGGACAGACGUGUUGUAAAUGGAAAGGUUGAAUAUUAUCUAAAGUGGAAAGGGUUUACAGACGCAGACAACACUUGGGAACCAGAAGAGAACUUGGAUUGUCCAGAGUUAAUUGAAGCUUUCCUGAAUUCUCAAAAGGCUGGCAAAGAAAAAGGUCCAAUAGAAAACAAGCGUAAAUCAGUGUCAGACAGUGAAUCUGAAGAGAGCAAAGCAAAGAAGAAACGAGAAUCGGUUGACAAACCAAGAGGUUUUACUAGAGGUUUAGAGCCAGAAAGGAUAAUUGGAGCUACAGACAGCAGUGGGGAGCUGAUGUUCCUUAUGAAAUGGAAAGACUCUGAUGAAGCAGAUUUGGUCCCGGCAAAAGAAGCGAAUAUGAAAUGUCCUCAAGUUGUUAUUGCAUUUUAUGAAGAGAGACUAACAUGGCAUUCUUGUCCAGAAGAUGAAGCGCAGUAAAGUCCUUGCUAUUUACGGGUAGACUUUAUUUCUUUCUUUUGGCCACCUGAAUCAUAAGGUUAUCUAUUUAGGUCUUUUCUGAAUAAACCACACCAGUGAUUUGGCAGAAAGUGGCCCCACCAAACAUUCUUGGCCUGCAGAGCUUUUGAUACAUACAUGUAUUUGCCCUGUCCAGGCUUUUUUAUUGUUUUCAAUCUACUGAAGUCCAAGCAUCUAUAAUACAGACUUGCAAGUGUUUUGUAGCCUUCAGUUGAUGUGCAUGUUAAUGCUUUAGCCCAAUCUUUAUCAUAGUUUCUUAGCUCCAGGACUUCAGUGGAAGUGCUCUGGAGAACUUUGUAGUAAGUGAAUGUUACCUGACUGUAUAUUGUUUACUUCAAUGUAAAUACUGGUGAGCAGUGUUCAAUAAAUAGUUUUAUAUUCUCAAA
Hyla sarda is the source of this 1112-nucleotide messenger RNA. It is a transcript of the gene CBX3, whose product is annotated as chromobox 3. Gene Ontology annotation, biological process: chromatin organization; negative regulation of transcription by RNA polymerase II. Gene Ontology annotation, cellular component: nucleus; pericentric heterochromatin. Bases 133 to 687 code for a protein of 184 amino acids. Gene Ontology annotation, molecular function: chromatin binding. The transcript has 6 exons. Lineage: Eukaryota; Metazoa; Chordata; Amphibia; Anura; Hylidae. The record is from RefSeq and is a predicted model, not a curated record.